UCUAGAUAAAGUCGUGGACAAACAAGGUUAACAACUACUCUUCAAACCUUUUGUUAAGGAAAGUUCUCGAACGUCAUUUUUCAGCAGUGAUUAAAGUAAUUAGUGUAUAACCAAUAAUUAUAAGUGUAGUCAGUUUCUGGACACUAAUGUUUAGAUCAUCUAAAUAAUGCAACCAAAUCGGCUUGAAAAACUGAUAUUUCCUUAUUUCAAAUUACUUUCUAGACUUUUUAGGGGAAUUCAAUUAUUAGCUACCUGUUUUCGAUAGUCUAUUGAUGUACACAUCGCCGACUUAUAGUUCUGUAAGUACUGAACUAUCAGAGUGUUAUUCUUCACCUAAUCGGCCUAGAAAAAAAUAUGAGUGUGUACCAGAAUCUUUAAAAACAGCUCCAGACUACAUUGACCAAAGGAUACGUAAUAGGAAUGCUGUGAAGCGGUUUCGUGAAAGAUCGAAGACAAAAGCUAAAAAACUUGAAGAGGAGAAAGCUAAUUUAAUUUCAUUGACACAACUUUACGAUAAUGAAUUGAUCCGAAUCAAGCGUUCUAAACAGAAACUUGAACUUCUCCUAUAUCAACAUGCAGCUCAUAAAAAUAUUACCAAUCAACUUGAUGAGAUUUUACGAACAGAUGCUAAAGCACGAUCAGAUUUUCAAAGUAAACUCGCCAAUAUCCAAGCUUCAUCUGAUUCCUCUUUAAUGGAUAUAAUAGAUGAACGUGCUUUUGCAAAGAUAUAAACAUCUGUCAGUUGUGUCCUAAAUAACAAAACUCUCCAUUGCAAAGCAAUCUUCAACUUUGAAAUGGUGACACAACAGUUGAAGGAAACAACCAAUCACAAAUCAUUUCGUCAGAACAAUCUCCUUAACUACACAUUGUGACAUAUUGACAGCUCACUUCAUACUGUACUUAGUGCUGAUGAUGUCGUCUAGAAAGACAAUGAAAGCCUCACGAUUAGACAACGUAACUCAGAGAACCCAAUACAACAACAAUUCUGAACUUUAUUUCAACCAAAAUACUUCAUUUGAAUUUAAUUUCCGUAGCUACUAUCCACGUAAACCUAAACUGAUGACGAUUAAAAAAAGGAAACUAUGAUUUCAUCCAU
Molecule: messenger RNA, 1096 nt
Organism: Heterobilharzia americana
Lineage: Eukaryota; Metazoa; Platyhelminthes; Trematoda; Strigeidida; Schistosomatidae
Source: the annotation of a GenBank genome assembly